AUGCUACCAGCAUCCACUGUCAUGUCUCUUGCCGGCGCCGGCGCCGGCACCGUCGUGCCGAGGGGCUUCCUUUACAGCAACACACCAUCAAUGGUUUUAAAUCGAAGCAGAGAAACUCACGUUCGAGCUUCGCAUUCGGAUGUAAAUGAAGACACAGAUGACAUGUAUGAAGAUUUAAUUAAUAAUUAUGGAAAAGUGGUAUUUAGUAGAAAAGACAAAAAGCCUGCUAGCGCAGAGAUUGAUGAUGAUGCUGAAAGCCUGUCAUUUGCUGUGGAACUGGCUACGGUUGCAACUGAGGUUAAGGCAGCAGAUAUAAAGGUCUUGUUUGUGAAGCCACUUGUUUACUGGACCCGAUUUUUUAUCAUAGCUACAGCAUUUUCUCGUCCCCAGAUCGAUGCUAUCAGGUCCAGAAUGAGAGAUAGAGCUGAGAAGAAAUAUGGAAAAAUUCCAACAGGAGAUACAAAGCCCAACUCAUGGACCCUGUUGGACUUCGGCGAUGUUGUUGUCCACAUCUUCCUUCCCUCACAGAGAGCUUUCUACAAUUUGGAAGAGUUUUAUGGUAAUGCAACACCAGUAGAGCUUCCUUUUGAAAAUCAACCACCAUUUCGUAGUUGA
Messenger RNA from Sphenostylis stenocarpa, 615 nucleotides. Lineage: Eukaryota; Viridiplantae; Streptophyta; Magnoliopsida; Fabales; Fabaceae. The record is from the annotation of a GenBank genome assembly.